AUGCAAACUGAUCAAUCACAGAAAGAUCAACUUGUUCUGAUACAAAAGCUAGAAAAGGACAAUUUAGAAAGGGAAUUGCAUAUUAAGAGACUACGGGAACACAACGAAUUUUUGGAAGAGGAAAUCAUACAAUUUGACUCAACCAGUGAGUCAACAAUAGGUAACUUAAAAAGCCAAAUCCUAUUCUUGAAAUCGCAAAUAGAGGAACUUAAAAGUCAUUCAAAUAAAAAAACUGUGGAUGCACAAACACAAACUCUACCUCAAAUGAAACCUGCCAACUAUACUGUUGGAAUGCAAACGAUUAGCAACCCAACCUGUGAACUUGGAAUCCAAACAGACACUGAAACGGAAAGCAAAACAACAACAAACAUAAUAACUUUGGAGGCACAUACACAAACCCUAGCUGAAAUAAAACUGACUAAUAACGCUGCAGGAACACAAACUAUCAGCUGUGAACUUGGAACUCAAACAGAACUGACGGAGGAAGCCUUGGAAGAAGUGAUGUACUCAAAUGCAUUAAAAACAAUUCACCUAGAUAAAGGCACCCAAACUUCCAGUGAAAUACAAGCGGAAGACCCAAAUAACCAAACACUAGAAAGUGAUCAAAAGACGUCACAAAAACCACAGGCGUUUUUGAUUACAAAUUCUGAAAUGAAGGGAUUGGUCGGAAUAUUUAAAGCAUGCACCAGGAAAAGCUAUGACAUAAGCUAUCGUUAUUUACACAGAGCAACUAUAAAUGACCUCUUUAGCCAUGCUGAAUCAUAUGCGAACAAGAUAAGGGUAAAUGAUUUACUAAUAAUUUUCACUGGUAAUGAGGAUGCAUGUAGAAAUACUUCACUUAACAAGGAUUUUAGGAAACUGGCAAGUUCACGAGGAAAAGUUUUUGUAGCUGGGUGUCCCUUUUCCACAAACAGACCUGUUUUGAAUAAAUUCAUACAAAAAACAAACUUCAAUCUAGAAGAAUCUUUAAGAAACACACCCAUAACAUAUAUCAGCACAAGCUUGAUGCAACAACAAAAAAUGACCACAAAAAUCUGCUGGGAGUACCAGGGUUUAGUAAAAUUGAUUAAUUACCUCUUGGUCAAAAUAAACAAAGUGCCAGGAAACACCGGCAUUAGAAAAAAAACUACCCAACUUAUUCAGCGUCAACAAAACCCGCAUUUGCACGACAACGUACAGAAUAUUGCUGCGCAAGAUUUCAGCUACAUAAACGAAAACGAGCAGUUUACAAACCGCCUAAAUAAAUUACGCGAAAACUCUCCUAUCAAACAAAAGAUAGUAAUACAUCGAAAUAUAAAACUAGCAAGUGCUAAACCUCAAACUAAUCUUAGCCCAAUUAAAGACAUCAAAAAUACUGUCAUACGGAAAACAUCAGCUGAUUCUGGGGAGGCAGAAGCAUGGGACAGUUCAGCAGGAAAACUAGGAAAGCACAACAUUUUAAGAAAAAGUGUGAUUGGCGCUAGUGAUCAUAGGUGUAAAAAGGCCUCUAGUUGUGCUCGUGGCAGUCAGAAUUGUGAUAACUUUGAUAAAUCAUGUAGUAUUGCAUCAGUGGGUAAUCUGAAAUCUAUCCACGACUAUUACCAAAAUGCCGUUUCUGAUGUUUUACUCAACCUAAACGAUGAUGAGCCUGCUAUAGACUCUCCCACAACAAAACUUCAAAAAAUAGAUGUGGCUAAUGUUGAAACUUGUGUGGGAGAUUCUAUAAGAUAA
This is a messenger RNA of Ceutorhynchus assimilis (cabbage seed weevil), 1710 nucleotides long. The record is from the annotation of a GenBank genome assembly. Lineage: Eukaryota; Metazoa; Arthropoda; Insecta; Coleoptera; Curculionidae.